AUGCAUUCUCCAAGAAAGAAAAAAACUCUUUAGCAAUACACCCCAAACUGAGCAUGUGCAGAGUGACUCCACACGAUAUGUCUUAUCAGGAGAUAAGAGGGGGACACUGGAAGAAGAAGAUGAUUCGAGAAAUCAGGAUCAAACAGAAUUUUUACACAAUGCAGAGGAUUAAUCCCUUAGGUUCCACAGUGAGUAUAACAAGCAUGCGUUACUGCCAGCGGUGGACUGACAACUCAUGGGGCCCCCGGGUAAUAGGGGAUCAUGGGGCCCCUGUGUCCUUGCCCAAACUCUAAAAAGCCUAU
Staurois parvus is the source of this 302-nucleotide messenger RNA. The record is from the annotation of a GenBank genome assembly. NCBI's taxonomy places the organism in Eukaryota, Metazoa, Chordata, Amphibia, Anura, Ranidae.